Molecule: messenger RNA, 1122 nt
Organism: Helobdella robusta
Lineage: Eukaryota; Metazoa; Annelida; Clitellata; Rhynchobdellida; Glossiphoniidae
Exons: 5
Coding region: 1-1122 (373 amino acids)
Source: RefSeq, a predicted model, not a curated record
AUGUUUGUCGUAAUUAAUGAUGUUUUGUACUUCUUAAUUAAUUACUUUGAUUUGCUGGACAAAGAAAGUUUCAUUUAUAAUGUUUCUGAAUUUUACACCCUCAAAGAUAUUUCUGGUGCUGUUAAAUUGUUAAAAAAUGAUUAUGAAGCUGUUAAGGGUUCUAACUGGGUGGAUGAUGUAGCUUUAAAAACGCCAAUAGAAAGUCAAAAUGGUUUCGAAUUGGUCGAGCCCAGAAAGAGGCGUGCUGAUUCACCUUCACAUAAUAGGUCGAAUGUGAAAAAUUUGGUUGGGCGUAGACUGCCUCAGAACUCAAAAAUUGCAGCUAGUAGUUUAAUGACUAGUAGAAAAUUCUAUCAUAUCAGCAACGUUGCCAGAUGUGCUAGUGAAAACCGGAUUGAACAUUUGCGACUCAUAGGAGUGGAGGCCAUUUCCUGCCAUCCAGCGUUCGAAAAGUCAAUUGAAAUCAAUCCUAAAGACACGAAUCAGUCCACAUCCAUCAGGCUAUGGAUCGACAGCAAAUUUAUUGAUAUAGUUGAAAACAUCGACUCAUGGCCAAUUCAAGUCAAGGUACGGGAAUGGAUCUUCCCACAAAGCUUCAGUCAAACAGUCCAAACACCGCAGUUUACAAUGGCUAGUGAUAUAGAUCCUGAUGUGAAUUAUUAUGGUGGUGGGGUUGGUUUAUUUCUGCACCAAGAUCUUGCUGUCCAAGAGCUUGUUGAUUUACGAUCCUCAUCGCAGGGUUAUGAAUCAAUGGCAAUUGAAAUUUCAGUGAAAGACAAUCGAAAAAUGGUAAUUAUUGUUUUUUAUAUGCCUCCUGACUCUGAUCCAUUUGUUGUUACAGACCAACUUUCUAAUGUCUUAAGAAUGAAUAAGGCUUUACGUCAAAAAAGUUUGUCUGUCAUUGACAACAUAUAUACAAACAAUUUAGUAUCCCAUGUCUCUGGAAUCAUUUUCAUUGAUAUAUUGGAUCACCUACCUAUAUUCAUAAUAGCUGAAGAAAAAGUAUUAGAUGUUGAGGUUGAAGUGGUAGAUAAGUUAUGUUUUUCUAGACAAAACCUGGAAAAGAGGGGUAAACUAAAAAAGCAACCAAAUGCUUGUAAGAAAGUCACCCUAUCCAAAUAA